AUGAAGCAAUCUCAUCGGUGGCAGAGGAGUUUGCUCCUCUCUCUCCUCUCUCUCUCCGUCGUCGCUCCGGUCAUUUUCGUCUCUCACAGGCUGAGAGUUGUAACUCGCGAUGGUCGGAGAGAGUUUCUUGAUGAUUUAUCCAGUGUUAAAUAUAGAACAGAUCCUUUCAAGUUAAAUGCUAUAGAACAGGAAGAAUUGGAAGAAUUACAAGAGCCAAAACAAGUUGUUUAUAAAGAAAAUGAUUUUGGUUCCAAGAAUAGCGGCGAUUCAGAUAAAAAUAAUGAUUCAGAGGACUUAGAAGAAUUAGAAGAGCCAAAGCAAGUUGUUCAUAAAGAAAAUGAUUUUGGUUCCAAGAAUAGCUAUGAUUCGGAAAAAAAUAACGAUUACGAGGACUCGGAAGAAUUAGAAGAGCCAAAGCAAGUUGUUUAUAAAGAAAAUGACUUUGGUUCCAAGAAUAGCGAUGAUUCAAAAAAAAAUAAUGAAUCCGAGGACUCCAGAAUUGAGGGGUCCAGAAAUAAUUACUCGGAAAAAAAAGAAUUCGAUCAUGAUGAUGAAACACAAGACCGGGAAGAUCAGCAGAAAGAAUUGUCCUCCACGGAUGGAGAUCAGGAAGACUUGGAAGAAUUAGAAGAGGCAAGCAAGUUGGUUAUAAAGAAAAUGUUUCUGGUUCCACGGUUAGAGACCCUUUGGAAAAAAAUAUUGAUCCCGAGGAGUCUAGAAUUGAGGGGUCCAAAAAUAAUUUUUGGAAAAGAAAGAAUUCAACCUUGA
This is a messenger RNA of Vicia faba (fava bean), 768 nucleotides long. NCBI's taxonomy places the organism in Eukaryota, Viridiplantae, Streptophyta, Magnoliopsida, Fabales, Fabaceae. The record is from the annotation of a GenBank genome assembly.